UAAGAAAAACCCCACCAAAAAAUCCCAACUAAUUUUUCUGAAACAAUGGCCUGAAAAUUCUAGAAAAUUAAAACUAACUUUCUUUAAAGAAGCUGAUAAUCAAUCUCACAGAGAAUUUGUUUAGCCUACAAAAGGGCAGGUAUUGCCUUUGGUAUGGAAGUUCAGCUGAGAUGCUUGAUGAGGAAACUUAAACCUGAAGCACAGAUGCAACCUCUUUUAUAGCAUAUUAAUUUAGUUCUAAUUAUAGAGAUUGGUAUUUGCAAUGCUGCUUCCUCCAGAUCAAAAAACACUCUCUCCCUUCCUGCCCACAAAGUGAAACAAUAAAAAUGAAAGAAAGUUACCGUAAGUCUUAAAUAAAACAAGAAUAUGAGAAAGAAUAUGUGCUUCAGGCAGCAAGUCCAAACUGAAUCAUCAAAUACAGUUGUGUUCUCCGGUCACCUUGCCUCUGGGAGGAUCCUGUGUGGGUCUCUUGUGUGCCCUACUCUUUGGAGGAAAAACUGGUUGUAUGUUGCUUAGUAAGUAAGGCAGUAAAAGCACAUGGAAGUUUAAAGUAUUUAACAUUUUAGGGUUUUCUGUUUUUAUUUUGCUCAUUACAGAGGGUAUUUAAACUGGGGAAAAUAAUAAACUGCAAAAUCUCCAGAGCUGGAGUAGAAGUGACAUGCAGAAGCUUCAUGCUGUCAGCUCAGCCUGCUUGUGCAUUUGCUGAGUGUAGCAUAUUUAACUGCAGGUUAGUUUGGGAGCUUGCAAGCUUUGAGGCUUUUUUUGUUUGGUUCAUUUUCUGGAUGUUUUUUUUUUUACUGCUUUGUAGCAAAAUAUUAAGAUGAAAAUACUAAAAUAGCAGAAAGGUUUUACUCCUAAAAUCUGUCAUCCAGUCUUCUUGCCACUUUACAUCACUUGGUGCAAUUCCUGUGGGCUAGCUGGUACUGUGCCAAGUUAAAUUUGAUUUCUGCUUUGGUUUGAAGAAAGGAUGAAGAUUGUGAACUUGAAAGGAGAGGAAAUGUGCAAGGAUAGAAUUUAUAAUGUCAGAACUCCGCAUUUGGGGGGUAAUUAAAUCACACAGUGCGCAAUUGCCAGGAGCUCAAGCCUGAGAUUAAUUUGCAAACCUGGUAGAAAAACGGCUACAGAAUUGCUUUUUGAAUUUGACCUUUUUUUUUUUCCACUCUCUUGAAUAGAAGAGGGAGUGAGGAACACUUAUUCCAACAAGAACCUGAUCUGGGGAGGUGGCCAAAACCAUGAUAAUGUCUGUACACUUUAAAUAGCACAUCCUCUUUCUGUCUGAUUUUAUGUGUAUGCUGGUUAUAGGUUUUGGGGUUUUUUUAAUUCUUCUGCUUAAGUUACCUCGGAUAUUUCUAUCUGAACCAAACUGUAAUGUUUUUUUCCCCUCUUUUGGUAGCUGCCUCAUGACAGAAUAAAAACUGGAUGCAAGUUGUGCAUUGAGAAGUGAUUGAUGUGUGCUUGUGCAGCUUGUAGCACUAUGAGAAACACAGGUGCAGCUGAUGAUGUUUGCUAGAAGUAGAUUGAAAAAGCAAGAAAAUGAAUUUUCACUUCUGCACAGAAAACCUGUUAUAAAACUGCAGGGCAGGAAGCAAUUCCGGAAGCAAAAACUCCAUUUGUUACUGCGGGACAAAAUGAAGAGGCUUCUCCAAGGCCAGGUAGAUGAUAAUUCAAACCAUGCACAUCGCUGCCAGCUCUCCCCAGUGGAGAUUGAGUCAGACAUGUUUGUUUGUGGAAUGAACAGGAGCUCUCCAAGUACUGAGUUUUCCAUGGCUGGAGGGGACUUCCAUCAGGAUGGAGGACAUGAUUCCAAGGGAGUGAGUGAAGUGUGUGUUGGUGAGGUGGAACUGAACUGGGGUGGCUACGUAAAAAUACCAUGUUCAGUUCAGCAGAACAAGAAGGACUUGCAGGGAAGUUCUGGUGGUAUCACUCAGACCUCUUCUGAAAUAAAGGGCAGAGUGUCUGAGGGGCAGGACCUUUCUUCCCUGAGCAUUACCAUGAGCUGGAGGGAUGCAGCUGAAAGGCAAGUGUGCUUUCCCAAGGAAAAGACCAUUGCAUACAAGAGUCGAAGAAGGCAGUCAAGAGACCGCUCAGCUGAUGUGGUUGAUUACAUAGUUAAAGAGCUACAGGGAAUAAGUCGAAUCCAGACAGAGAUUGCAGAGCUCCGUCAGCACCUCACCUUGAUAAAAGGCUCUGUGGAUGAAGUCUCCAGCUGUGUGGACACUGUCUUGAGUGAGAUAGAAGGCCUGCAAGGUGGUUCCAGUGGAAAAACCCAGGCUACACAUGCUCGAGAGCCAAGAGGGGAUGUACAAAAGGAAGAACCAGUGUUGUAUUUUUAUGGCAUCCCAGAGAAAGAUGAUGAAAACACAGUAGAUCUUAUCUGCAGUCUUUUGUCUGAAUAUCACUGUUUCAAUGGUAUUCAGUGCAGUAAGUAUAUAAAAGAUGCUUAUAGGUCAGAUAUUGGUACAGGCAAGCCAUUAACGCCAAGACCAGCAGUUGUGAAACUUGUGAGUUGUGAACAGAGAGACUUUAUUUUACAGAAGUCUAUCCUUCUGCAGAGCUCAGGGGUCCGGGUUGCUACUAGUGAGGAGCAAAAGAGGCAGAAUGGCCAAAGGGGCCAGAAAACAGAUUCAGUCUCUUCGCAGUCUGGCUUGAAGAAAAACAAUCAUAAUUCUGUGAAUCCUGAUGGAGCUCAGAGAACUGAUGCAGUUGGGCACCUCCAGACUGACUCAUGCCAGGUUAAGUAUAAAAGCACAAGUAGGACAGCAGAGUGUGCAGGGGACAGACUUGAUUCUGAGCAGAAGUCAGCCUUGACCAAGAAAGACACCUUGAUACUUGAAGCUGGAGAGGAAGCACAAACAGUAAGCUGCAGUGAGCAGCCUUCAGAUGACAGGGACCUUGCUGAACCUCCACAGGUGACCAUUUCACCUAAAUCAGGUGAUGGGAAUCACUGCUGCUCAUCUGACUCUUCGGGCCAUGCAAGCCAGAUGUGUGCUUCAAGUAAUGGUAGUGAGCAGAGGCUUGACACUAAAAGCAUCACUGAGAAUUCUUCUUCUCUUCUAGAAAAAGAUGAGGGGAUAACCACAGAAGAAAUUGAAACAGACUAUGAUAACUCUUGCAAAUUUACCAGUGCAGAGAAAGGUGAUGUUCAAAGAGAAGAUGUAUCCAGUGGGGUGACAACCAUUAGUUAUGAUCAUACAACAGAUGAAAUGGCUGACAGUAGUGACAGCUUGAAAGAUAUGAUCCAAAUGGACCUGAAUGAUCAAGAUCCAACUGAUCAGGUCUUUAGGGAUGUCCUGGAAAAUUCCCAGUAUUUCCUUGACCACUCCCGGGACAACAUUGAUCUUGUAGACAUGAAGUUUUACACUAAUAAGCUUGGGAAAGCUAUUCACCACUUCAGGUCUGCUCUGCAAGUGGUGUUCCAUAAACUGGAGACAAGUGAUUCUGAAAUCCUUUUGGAAAAUGAUAGUGGCUUACAGAUGGAUGAUGACAACACGCUUAUGCUGACCAGUUCAGGUAUGGGCGGCAGCUCUGACUACUUUGCAGAAACCCCUCCUAGUCAGUCCUCUGAGAGCCAGGCAAAUGCAAAUGCCAACAGUGAAGCAUCUGCUCAGAUGCAAUUUGCUCCUUCCAGUCUUUCCUCUGUUUCGCAAGAGCCUCCCGUUUCCAGUGUGCUGCCAUCAUCUGUCUGUGAAAUCCCUGCUAGGCAGCAGUUACCUCCUGAGGAGCUUGGAGAAGAUGGGAACUGUCUACCUGAGCCAGGAAAGGAGGGCAGGCCCAUGAGCCUUGACAAGGUGUGCGCAGAGACCAUCUACCUGAACAAAUGCAUCAACAAUUUCAAAAAUGUGCUGAGGGAAAAGAGACAAAUGCGUAGGAGACUCUUAAAAGAAUUAGCACAGGAGGGAAACUGGAUUUCUGCUGAGGAGACAAAUUCAGAAGGAGGUAGAGGAGAGCUCCAGGUUGUACAUGUUGUCCCUUGUAACCAGCAUCUCUUUCUGAAACCCCUGUGUGGCCAAGAUGAGGCUGAUCCAUCAAAACCACCAUGGCUCAAAGGAGGGCCUGCAGGUGGUCUCUAUGGCAUCGAUAGCAUGCCUGAUCUGCGCAAAAAAAAGCCAAUUCCACUUGUCAGUGAUCUGUCACUGGUUCAGUCCCGAAAAGCCGGAAUUACCUCAGCAAUGGCUACUAGAACAUCUCUCAAAGAUGAAGAGCUGAAAUCUCAUGUCUAUAAGAAGACCUUGCAAGCCUUAAUUUACCCCAUCUCUUGUACAACCCCACACAACUUUGAAGUGUGGACAGCCACAACUCCUACGUACUGCUACGAGUGUGAGGGGCUGCUGUGGGGCAUCGCGCGGCAGGGAAUGCGCUGCGGGGAGUGCGGGGUCAAGUGCCACGAGAAGUGCCAAGACCUGCUCAAUGCUGACUGCCUGCAGAGAGCAGCAGAGAAGAGCUCAAAGCAUGGAGCUGAAGACCGGACCCAGAAUUUCAUCAUGGCCAUGAAGGAUCGCAUGAAAAUCCGGGAGCGGAACAAGCCUGAGAUCUUUGACUUGAUCAGAGAUGUGUUUUGUGAGAGCAAAAUGACACAUGCUCAGCAGAUGAAGACAGUGAAACAGAGUGUGCUGGAUGGUACCUCAAAAUGGUCAGCAAAGAUCACGAUCACUGUGGUGUGUGCUCAGGGUCUGCAGGCCAAAGAUAAGACGGGGUCGAGUGAUCCAUAUGUAACUGUUCAAGUGGGUAAAACGAAGAAGAGGACAAAAACGAUCUUUGGGAAUCUGAACCCUGUAUGGGAAGAGAAGUUUUACUUUGAGUGCCAUAAUUCCUCUGACCGGAUCAAGGUGCGAGUGUGGGAUGAAGAUGAUGACAUCAAGUCUCGUGUCAAGCAGAGGCUGAAACGCGAGUCAGAUGAUUUCCUGGGGCAAACAAUCAUUGAAGUUCGCACUCUGAGUGGAGAAAUGGAUGUGUGGUACAACCUUGAGAAGCGAACAGAUAAGUCUGCAGUGUCCGGGGCUAUUCGCCUACAAAUCAGUGUGGAGAUCAAAGGCGAGGAGAAAGUGGCUCCAUAUCAUGUUCAGUACACUUGCCUUCAUGAGAAUCUCUUUCACCAUCUCACAGAUGUGCAAGGGAAUGGGGUGGUGAAGAUCCCUGAUGCCAAAGGAGAUGAUGCAUGGAAGGUGUAUUUCGAUGAGACAGCCCAAGAGAUCGUGGAUGAAUUUGCAAUGCGUUAUGGCAUUGAGUCAAUAUACCAGGCCAUGACGCAUUUUGCAUGUCUCUCCUCUAAAUACAUGUGCCCAGGCGUGCCAGCUGUGAUGAGCACCUUACUUGCCAAUAUCAAUGCUUAUUAUGCACACACCACUGCCUCCACAAAUGUGUCUGCUUCGGACCGCUUUGCAGCCUCCAAUUUUGGGAAAGAACGAUUUGUGAAACUUCUGGAUCAGCUUCAUAAUUCACUUCGGAUUGAUCUCUCAAUGUACAGGAAUAACUUCCCAGCCAGCAGCCGUGAGCGGCUGCAGGACCUGAAGUCUACAGUGGAUUUGCUGACCAGCAUCACCUUUUUCAGGAUGAAGGUCCAAGAGCUUCAGAGUCCACCCCGAGCUAGCCAGGUGGUGAAGGACUGUGUAAAAGCUUGCCUCAAUUCCACCUACGAGUACAUUUUCAACAACUGUCAUGAGCUGUACAGUCGGGAGUACCAGACAGAUCCUAACAAAACUCAGGACCUUCCUGCCGAGGAACAGGGCCCCAGCAUCAGAAACCUUGAUUUCUGGCCCAAGCUCAUCACUUUGAUAGUUUCCAUCAUAGAAGAGGACAAGAAUUCUUAUACCCCAGUCCUGAAUCAGUUUCCUCAGGAGCUUGCAGUUGGGAAGAUCAGCGCAGAGGUGAUGUGGAGUCUUUUUGCCCAGGAUAUGAAAUAUGCCAUGGAAGAGCAUGAGAAACACAGACUGUGUAAAAGUGCGGACUAUAUGAAUUUACACUUCAAAGUGAAGUGGCUGUACAAUGAAUACGUUCGUGAUCUGCCUGCCUUCAAGGGAAAAGUGCCUGAAUAUCCAGCGUGGUUUGAGCAGUUUGUGAUGCAGUGGCUGGAUGAAAAUGAAGAUGUUUCCUUAGAUUUCCUACACGGUGCUCUGGAGAGAGAUAAAAAAGAUGGGUUCCAGCAAACAUCCGAGCACGCUCUGUUCUCUUGCUCAGUGGUGGAUGUGUUCACCCAGCUCAACCAGAGCUUUGAGAUCAUUAAGAAGCUGGAGUGCCCAGACCCUGUCAUUGUUGCCCACUACAAUAGGAGAUUUGCAAAGACUAUUGGGAAAGUGCUGAUGCAGUAUGCUGACAUACUCUCCAAGAGCUUUGAGUCCUACUGUUCCAAGGAGAAACUGCCCUGCAUCCUGAUGAACAACAUCCAACAACUGCGGGUGCAGCUGGAGAAGAUGUUUGAAGCCAUGGGUGGUAAAGAGUUGGAUGCAGAAGCAAGUGACCAUCUCAAAGAGCUCCAGGUGAAGCUGAACAAUGUUUUGGAUGAGCUCAGUGCAGUGUUUGGUAACAGCUUUCAGACACGGAUUGAUGAAUGUGUCAAGCAAAUGUCUGAUAUCCUCUGUCAAGUGAAAGGGACAGCAAAUUCUGCUGCUAAUGCCAGAAACACAGUUGCACAAGAUGCAGAUAAUGUCCUGAGGCCACUGAUGGACUUCCUGGAUGGAAACCUGACACUGUUUGCAACUGUAUGUGAAAAGACAGUGUUGAAACGGGUGCUGAAAGAGCUCUGGAGGGUGGUAAUGAACACCAUGGAGAAGCUGAUUGUGCUGCCUCCUCUUACAGACCAUACGGGCACACAGUUGAUUUUCAGUGCUGCUAAGGAACUGGGACACUUGUCAAAGUUGAAGGAUCAUAUGGUGAGAGAAGAAACCAGGAGCCUCACUCCAAAGCAGUGUGCUGUUCUGGACCUGGCACUGGAUACAAUCAAACAAUAUUUCCAUGCUGGUGGGAAUGGUCUGAAGAAAACCUUCUUGGAGAAGAGUCCAGACCUACAGUCACUUCGAUAUGCUCUCUCCCUCUACACUCAGACCACGGACACUCUCAUCAAAACGUUUGUCCAGUCUCAGACAGCUCAGGUGCAUGAUGGGAAAGGUAUAAGGUUUACCGCUAAUGAGGACAUUCUUCCUGAUAAGGGCUCCGGUGUGGAUGAUCCUGUGGGAGAAGUGUCCAUCCAGAUCGACCUGUACACCCACCCAGGAACUGGGGAGCACAAGGUCACGGUGAAAGUUGUGGCAGCCAAUGACCUGAAGUGGCAGACGUCUGGCAUGUUCCGUCCAUUUGUUGAGAUCACCAUGAUUGGGCCCCACCAGAGUGACAAGAAGAGGAAGUUCACAACCAAGUCAAAGAGCAACAACUGGGCUCCAAAAUACAAUGAAACGUUUCAUUUCAUCCUGGGGAAUGAAGAUGGUCCUGAUGCCUAUGAGCUCCAAGUCUGUGUGAAGGAUUACUGCUUUGCCCGGGAGGACCGGGUUCUGGGGAUAGCAGUGAUGCAGCUCAGAGACAUAGCAGACAAAGGAAGCUGUGCUUGCUGGUGCCCCCUCGGGCGCAGGAUUCACAUGGAUGAGACUGGACUCACAAUCCUGAGGAUUCUCUCUCAGAGAACCAAUGAUGAAGUUGCCAAGGAAUUUGUGAAGCUGAAAUCUGAGUCCCGCUCCACAGAGGAAGGCACCUGAGCUGAGCUGUUCUCUUUCCUCUUCUGCCUUGUGCCAAUAUGUGCAAGUGUUCAACAAUUCUUUUAUUAAUUGCAAAAGGUUUUUUCAUGUUGUCUUUGUCAGCUCCGAUAGCGCACGUGUGCUGUAUAGGAAACAAAUCCAUCAAUCUGAUGUGAAUUAUUUAUUUUUUAGUAGCUGGGUAAGACACCAUAGAGAAUGAGACAAUCUCUUCUUAUUUAACAUGUAAAUUCUGCUUUGUGUAUAUAAAUUAUUUUAUAUUGGAGGCUGGAAUUGCUGGGUUUUGUUGAUAUGCAGCACUGUGAUUUUAUCCUCUGAAUGUGGCAGGCAUUAAAAAGGUUCUGCGUAAUCACACUACGAUGCAAACACAACUGUGUGGAAAUUGGGAGGAGAUGAUUUGAGGGGUUUGACAAAGCACAGUUAUCUCUCAUUGAAUACACAUACUGUGGAGCUGCCUGGGGAUCUUCUGACACAGAUUAUGCCAACGUGAUAUACAUUCACCUCAACAUCUGCUUAAAGAAGAAGAGGCUGCAGAUGCUCUGAAGAUGCACACCGAGUGAAUGUACCUCCACGGAUGUGCUGCUGUGAGCACAGGCCAGACCAGGGCCGCAAGCCCGGGGUGGGGCCUGAGAUCUCGUAGCCAAAAGCUGCAAAGGCAGCGCAGCAGGAGCAGGCUGCAGCUGUAAUUAGCUGGUGUGUCUCGGAGAAUACAAAUCCCCACGUGCUGCUGGGAGUUCCUGAUGGCCGUGGGAGUGCUGUAAGCUGCUCAGCUCCGCAAGGCACGCUCGGGCUGCCGUGACCGACACGGUCGGGAAGGGAUCGGCGUUAGAAUUGUAGAGUUAGAGCCAUUACAAAUCACAUGGCUGCUAUGCGCUUUUUCCACUUCAAUAUUCUUUUGUUAGUGCUUGACAGAGGAUUGGAUAAUUUAAUAUUGCAGGCUUUCUGUAGCAUUUUAUUACCCUGGAGUAGCUAAGACCAUUCCUCACUAUGAACCCAGAAAUGAUGGCUUGCUUGGGAGGGAGGAGCACACCUCCCCUCUGCAAGCCUUCAGUCUGGAGUGCUGGUCAAGGGGCAGCACAUCUGUUUGCUUCUGAUCUUGGAGACGCUGUUGGCUGUGCUGUGGUUGAUCCAUGCUGAUUGUCAUUAAUCUUAUAAUACCAUUGACAAUACCAUUGAAAUAUUUUUGCACUGUCUUAAAGAAGCAUCCUGCUUUUGUUUAGUUAAAAAAACAAAACACUGUCCUGAGCAAAGUAAUUGCAGGGAGGUCAGAAUUUCUGACUGAAAAUUAGUGAGCAGGAAGGUCUGGAAUGGUGAUUGCACCUGAGGCAUGUUUGUUGGAGGGUUUUUAUUGGGGAUAUUUUUGCUUUUCCAGCUGCCCUUGUGCUCUGGAAAGUGCAGCUGGAACAAGCCAGUCCUUGCCCAUAAAGUACUGUAAUACUGUCAAUAAAUUCAAGGACUGCAUAUUGAAUGACUUUUUUUUCCUUUCUAUUUUCUCUGACACUUGUGUAGUUGUAUGAUGUGACUCCUGUAUUUCAUGGGCCUGCUUGUAGAGUUCUGAGACAGCACAUCUGCUUUGUUCUUGUCCAUGGUGUGUUAUAAUAAUGCUCUUCAAAACUCCACACUAUUUGUCAUGAUUUUGAAUCACUGUACGUGCCAUUGUUAUGAGAACUGUUAGUAUGGUCUUUAAUAAACUCUUUUAGCAGCA
This is a messenger RNA of Melospiza georgiana, 9384 nucleotides long. It is a transcript of the gene UNC13B, whose product is annotated as unc-13 homolog B. Gene Ontology annotation, biological process: dense core granule priming; presynaptic dense core vesicle exocytosis; synaptic vesicle priming. The coding region runs from base 1497 to 7682 and encodes 2061 amino acids. The transcript has 32 exons. NCBI's taxonomy places the organism in Eukaryota, Metazoa, Chordata, Aves, Passeriformes, Passerellidae. Gene Ontology annotation, molecular function: calmodulin binding; phospholipid binding; syntaxin-1 binding. Gene Ontology annotation, cellular component: neuromuscular junction; presynaptic membrane; synaptic vesicle membrane. The record is from RefSeq and is a predicted model, not a curated record.